GUGACGCACCGAUAUGCAGAUGCAGAAGUAGACCUGCGCCCGUUCUGAAAGCACCCUGUUUCAGUUGUCAUGAUGGCAACUAGACUUCUGCUUCUGCUUCUCUUCUUUACAGGACAUGUGUUUGCCAAAGAACCACCCGAUGUGGACUGUUUGGUGGUGCAUCUGAAAUAUGUUCAGUGUUCCUGGAAUAAGAGUGGGACUCCGGAGGUCAAUUACACCUUCUAUGGCUGGUUCCAUGACCGAACAGCCAAAGAGUGCACCUCCUAUAUGUCAGAGAACGGCAUAAACACUGGAUGUAACCAGCACUAUGACUCCACAGACCGGUUCAAGACAUUUCACAUCAAACUGGUACAUGGCAACAACAGCUUUAAUAUGAAGCAUGAUCUUAAAAAUAAAGUGAAGUUUAAUCCACCAGCCAACCUGACUGUCCAGAAUGACUCCAACUCUAACCUGUGGUUCUACUGGAACCAGACUCUUAGAAGCUGUGUGGAUAGUGAAGUUCGCUACAGGACCAAUAACAAGAAGUGGGAUACUUCUAGAGUCAGUACUGGGAAGCAGGAUUUCUGCAUCAACUUGAUCUCCAGCAAUUCCCGGUAUGAGCUGCAAGUGCGGAGCAAAAUGGGAAAUCUCUGUGGAGAGUCUAUAUUCUGGAGUGACUGGAGUGAGCCUGUGGUCUGGGGAUCCAACAAUGGCACAGAAUCUAGUCAAAUGGAUAAUUCCAUAUCUGUGUGGACCCCAGUGCUGUACGCGUUGGGUGCUCUCACCCUCAUCCUGCUAGUCUUGAUGUUGCUGCACAAUGAAAGGAUCAGGAUCAUCCUUAUCCCUGUGGUUCCCAAGCCAUCCCCGAUCUUUCAUGAUGUCCAGGAUUGGUUUCAACUCUCCAAAGGCCUGAAAGAGAGUUCAAAGGCUAACUAUAAUGACCGUGCCUGCCCUGUCCGUGAGUACUGCCAGGUCUCCCAGUCCGACAGCGAGAGCUCCGACAGCUCCAUGUUCUCCGUCACCACCGACCAAACCGACUGCUCUGUGUCGGUCCCUGUGGACAAGUCAGACAUGUCUACCCCCUGCUCCUCUUCCACCUUCACAGUCUCAUCUGAGGAGGAAGAGCAAGUUCUCGUUUAAGAGGAAUCUCAGUCAGGGUUGAGUUUCCCGAAACUUCACAAUCCAGACCAACUUAUACAAACACAUCUCCUGGAUGGUUGCAAAUUGAUCAGUUAUGUAUGUCCUCAUAUCUGCUCAAGGCACUUAAAAACAAUUGAAUCAAUUAUGAAUUGAAAAUGAAUGAAUCAAAGCUAUUAACAUUAAAAAUAUUAAGGACUUUAGUGCGAUGAGGCUUUUUAAUUACCUUUGAUGCAGUAUCAAUAUUUGUAUAGUUUCAGCAUCAGUGUAUUUGUUUUUUCUAAAAGAAAAAAAUUAUUAUUCUAGCAUGUGAAUAGUUUUAAUAUCUGGUAUUUCAGUUUGAUGUUUUAUUCUUCGACCUAAAUUGAGCUCGACAAUAUGGUUUUGAAUAUGUAUAUUGAUAUACAAAUUAUUUUAGCAUGUUAAUAGUUUUAAUUUCACGUAUUUCAUUUGAUCAUAACUUGUGGCUACAUAGAGACAGUACCAGUCAGAGACAAGCUAAAAUAGCUUUGGAUUGUCUAUGUCAAAAAAGCCAAGGUUGGGUUUUCCUAAACUUUACAAUCCAGAUCUUCUUAUACUGACACAUCUUCUGCAUGACUACAAGGGUCAGAAAAUGGAUUAAUGAUGUAUGUAUAUUUACCUACACAGAGUUUUGCCUUUAUCGGAGGUCUAUAUAUUUGACUGCACUAGGAGAACAUAGUGGAAGUUCCCCUCACAUAUCAAACAAAGGGCAUUUAAAACAUCCACUUCCUCUAAUCCCUUUUGCUUUUGCGUCAAGCAUCAAGUUUUCUGGGAACUUUGAUUUUUUAUUCUUCUGCCUAAACUGAGCUUGGCAAUAUGGUAUUGUAUAUGCAUAUUGAUAUAUAAAACAUGCAUGAAUCAUAAAAUGUGUAUCCAAACAGACUAGUUUAUAUACUGCACUAGGAAUAUGAUAUCCACUGUAUCCACUCACUGGUAAUAUGAUGGUAUUUGAGAUAGGACUAUUGAUAUUUGUGUAAAGUACUGACAAAAAACAUGGACAAUUUUUAAUGUCCAUUCAUUUAUCCAUUCAUUGUUCACUCACUCAGCCAGUAAAAUGACCAGUUAGGUACCUUAAGUCGUAACUCUUGGCUUUAUUAAUAUUUCAAAAAUAAUAAUUGACAAUUACAAAUAAUCACUUACUAAUGCUAUAUCUUCAACUUUGGGUUUAGCAAGUCUAACAAAAAAACCCUUUCACCAUGACACCUUGGUGGAUGCUUUGUCUUUUUUUUUUAGCGAGCUAGAAAAUGUUCAGACCAAAGUCUAUUUUUAAACAACUUGUUAUUAUAUUCCAACUUAUUAACUGAUGAUUACAUUUAUAACUGCAUUAUUCCAAAAUAGAUAAACAAACAAAAAGGGCAUUUUCUUUGUCUUAUUAUUAAGGUCUUCCAAUUGAUCUUAAAUGUUCAUCCAAACAGAUUAGUUUAUAUACUGCACUAGGAAUAUAAUAUCCACUCUACAGACUCUUGCACUGGCCAGUUCAAGGCCAAUGUUUAAAUAUUUUUGAUGUGUCCCUCACUUUGAUUAUGUCCGAAAAAAAGUUACUUAUAUUUGGAGAAAAUCCCAAUAUUUUGUGCAAAAAGACCUCAUUGGUAAUGUGAGCAUUAGUAAAUAAUUAAUAAUUAAUAAAGCCAUUAGUUACUAAAACGUAUUUAGUCAUAUCAAUAUCACAAUAGUUUCAUCCCAGCCUCAUAACUUUUAUAUUAUAUUUUAAUCACUGUUAGAAUUUUACAUUAAUAGGCUAUCUUUAUAUAUAUAUAGUACUUUUUUUUUUUUCAUUUUUGUAACCUACUUACUUUACAUUUCACUGUUUUCUGUCAUUAUACCAAGGCUGACUUUGCAGUGUACUCUUUUACUGUACUUAAUCAAUAAAUAUAUAAUUCAACCAAAUCCAAAA
This is a messenger RNA of Dicentrarchus labrax (European seabass), 3031 nucleotides long. RefSeq names its product cytokine receptor common subunit gamma. Lineage: Eukaryota; Metazoa; Chordata; Actinopteri; Moronidae. The record is from RefSeq and is a predicted model, not a curated record. Bases 70 to 1119 code for a protein of 349 amino acids. Gene Ontology annotation, biological process: cytokine-mediated signaling pathway. Gene Ontology annotation, cellular component: membrane; external side of plasma membrane. The transcript has 8 exons. Gene Ontology annotation, molecular function: cytokine receptor activity; protein binding.